Messenger RNA from Acanthosepion pharaonis, 1251 nucleotides. Lineage: Eukaryota; Metazoa; Mollusca; Cephalopoda; Sepiida; Sepiidae. The record is from the annotation of a GenBank genome assembly.
AUGUUACGAUUCGCAUGUGGUCUGGCUCUAUGUUUCGUUUUAGCUGCAUAUUGCAGUGCUAAAAUACAUUUCAAAGAUGAAUUUUUGGAUGAUACAUGGCGAACAAAAUGGGUCGAUUCUACCUUCAAAGGUAGUGAUCAAGGAAAAUUUGUUCAUUCUGCUGGAAAAUUCUACGGAGAUGCUGAAAAAGACAAAGGUCUAAAAACUUCCCAAGAUGCCAAAUUCUAUGGGAUUUCAGCGAAGUUUGAUUCGUUCAGCAAUGAAAACAAACCCCUUGUUCUCCAGUUUACUGUGAAACAUGAACAGAACAUUGAUUGUGGUGGUGGAUAUGCCAAGCUCUAUAGCAGUGAUCUUGACCAGAAGAAUCUUCAUGGAGACUCUCCUUACUUGAUUAUGUUUGGCCCUGAUAUCUGUGGACCAGGUACCAAGAAAGUACAUGUUAUCUUCAAUUACAAAGGGAAGGUUUUGCUGACCAAGAAAGAUAUCCGUUGCAAGGAUGAUGUCUACACUCACUUGUACACACUGAUUGUGAAGCCAGACAGUACUUAUGAAGUGAGAAUUGAUAAUGAGAAAGUUGAAAGUGGUGAUUUGGAGUCUGAUUGGGAUUUCUUACCACCUAAAAAAAUCAAGGACCCUGAUGCUAAAAAGCCAGAGGACUGGGAUGAUCGUGAAAAGAUGGAUGAUCCUGAUGACAAAAAACCUGAUGAUUGGGACCAACCUGAACACAUUCCUGAUCCUGAUGCUAAGAAGCCUGAUGAUUGGGAUGAUGACAUGGAUGGUGAAUGGGAGCCACCCAUGAUUGAUAACCCUGCCUACAAGGGUGAAUGGAAACCCAAGCAGAUUGACAACCCUAAUUACAAAGGUGAAUGGAUCCAUCCUGAAAUUGAUAACCCUGACUAUUCUCCUGAUGACAAUCUUUACAAAUACACUGACAUUGGUGCUGUUGGUUUUGAUUUGUGGCAAGUAAAAUCUGGAACAAUUUUUGAUAACUUGAUUGUCACUGACAGUGUAGAAGAUGCAGAAGAACAUGCCAAAAAUACCUGGAUGAAGACGAAGGGUCCUGAAAAGAAAAUGAAAGACAAACAAGAGGAGGAAGAAAGGAAAACCCGAGAGGAGGAAGAGAAGAAAAUGAAAGAUGAAGAUGCUGAGAAAAAGGAGGAGGAUGAUGACGAGGAGGAAGAGGAGGAAGAAGAGGAAGAAGCCAAAAAACCAGAACAGGACAGUGAACCUGAUCAUGGUGGAGAACUUUAG